Tripterygium wilfordii is the source of this 1953-nucleotide messenger RNA. RefSeq lists its product as uncharacterized. The record is from RefSeq and is a predicted model, not a curated record. The coding region runs from base 1 to 1953 and encodes 650 amino acids. Lineage: Eukaryota; Viridiplantae; Streptophyta; Magnoliopsida; Celastrales; Celastraceae. The transcript is spliced from 6 exons.
AUGUCACAACUCAUGUCAUUCUUACACCAGUACGGGUACGUUUUCUUUAAUCAAAGUAAUGCUCGGACUGAUGAGCUUGAAGAAUUAUUCUUUACGCAUCUAGGCUCGUUGGAACUAUUGUGUGCAUUCCCGCAUGUAUUACUGAUGGAUGUUACCUACAAAACUAACAGGUUCAGGAUGCCUCUAUUUGAGAUUGUUGGUGUGACUUCAAUGAAUAUGACAUUUUGCAUUGCAUUUGUAUUCUUGCAAUCAGAAAAAGAGGACAAUUAUAUUUGGGCACUGAUAGAGAUUGGUGUUGAUGAGGUCGUGUGCCCAAGUGUUUCCCGAGGCGAUGAAACUGCUCUGUACAUGGCACAUCAACAGAGCUGUUAUAGCCAACUAGCUGAGAAUCAGCAUUCUAAGUUGAAACGACACUUGGGCACUUCACAGUCGGACGUGGAGUCAACAGUGUCAUCUAUUCAUCAGCUCCUCCAAGUUGUCGGAGAAGACGUCUACUCUUGCAUAUGUAAACUUUGUACGAGUAAUGAACUGCCAUGUGCGCACGAGCUUGCAAUAGAUACAAAUGAAGGUCGUCCUACACCACUUGCUUGCAUUGAUAAAUUUUGGAAGAAACUUGACUUAUUGCCGUGUGUUUCUCCUGAAGAUGAUGAUCUCAAUUGUAGUGUCGAGCUACAAAUGUUCACAAAACAAUUUAAGCAUCAAUCAAGGCCUGGUAAAGUCAGUCUACUAAGGAAGUUAAGGGAGCUAAUUAAUCCAUCAAUAACUGCACUUCUUCAACCUGUUGUUAAAACUGAUAUUUGUGGACACCCCUCCUCAAAAAAGAAAGUAGAUAGAUAUAAUAAUGGCAAUCCGUCUGCAUUCAAGUUUGUUCAGCAUGAUUUGAACCAUUCCGAGGAACCAAGUAGACACAAUUGUUCAUCAGUACGCUCCUCCUCGAAGAAGAAAAAAGACAUAUCUACCCGUGGUAAAGCAUCUGAGUUUAUGCAACAUGAUUUUCUUCAUUCUCAUGAACCAGGUAGACACAGUUGUUCAUCUCUCUAUAAUACUUCACCACUCCCUACACAAAGGAUUUCAAGAUCGAAUUCAGUUAACCAUGAGCAUGGAUAUCUUUGUCAGUUCUCACCUACAUUGCAUCCUUACAUUAUGUUUGUAAAAGAUGUAAGAGCUAAUGGAAAUUAUGACUUCCGGGCUAUUGUUGGGUUGCUUGGUUUUGGCGAGGAUGCAUGGAUGCACGUCCAUCAAAACUUGAUUGACGAGUUGAGAACAUUCUGGACAGAGUAUGUUGAUCUAUUUGGUGGUUAUGAUCGAGCAUGUUCCAUUGACAACUCACUGAACUUUUGGGAAUCAUAUAGAGCAGCACCAAUUCAGAAUUGGAUGAUGAUGCAUAACAUGGGUCACUUGAUUGCUUCAAGUUAUAAUGUCAUAUUACAUCUUCUUAGUUCUGAACAAUGCUUGACAUUUUUACCACUACGAUCAGUGCCACCACCGUCACAUGAACAUGUUACUAUCACUAUCGGGUUCGUUAAUAAUAAUCACUUUAUCCAGGUUACCUUGAUAGAGGAUUACCCGAUGCCUCCCAUUAUGAUUCAAUGGUUUAGGUACAGACCAAUUUCUUUCUCGCGUUUGCAUCCCUUUUUGGGACUUUGUUCCAAGAGGAGUAAUACACAUUUUAAUAAUAACCUUGGAAGUAUUGUCUCAUUGCUUACUGAUAGGCAAGAGGAGAAUGGACAUGUUCCAUUCAAAGUAUCCUACUGUUGUUUUAAGGCUUGUAAGGAGGGAUUUAGGAAAGGCUGCAGACCAACAUUAGGAAUUGAUGGAUGUUUUUUAAAGGGAUUAGUUAAAGGGGAAUUAUUGACAGCAAUGGGCCAAGAUGGGGUAAUUGAUCGUGGAAGUGAGAGUAUGAAGAACAAGAAGAAUAGAGCUGAUGGAGGGCCAUUUGGUGGGCAAAGUUGA